UGGAAACCUGAGAGCACCAGGAUACUGGCAGUUGCAAGAGUGAUGGAGGACCGGUGGGAGGACAGGUAAAAGGGAGAGGCACUCGGAGAAAAAAGGAAAUGUUAAGUUGACGUGCAGGGAAGAGAAAAAGAUUGUCUCUUUUAUUCCAAAGACACUAUUUAUUGAUAACACUUGGAAGCAUUUGAACAACUAAGCUUUUUUUUUUUUUUUUGUCACAAAAAACAAAAAUGAGUUUAUCACCAAAGAAGUAGCCUGGUAAUGUAACUAUUGUAAUAAGCUAAAAACUGGUGUCAUCUGGCAGAAUAAAUAAGACUCAUCAUGUCCUUCGGAGCCCAUCCCCGAAAGGCCAACAAAAAGAAUUUGCCACUGGAAACUCUAAUGCCACAAGUUCCACGUAGCAAUUACUUGCAGUUUCAGGAAGAAAAGCAAAGACUACAACUAAAGAAAUUCCUUCUUCAUAGGAUGUUCCUAGUGGCCAGGAUAACAGCAAACAUAGAAAAAAAAGAUAUUGCUGACUACUACGAACAAUUGUUUCAGUCAAUUUUGAAAUAUCACCUAGGAGAAGCAGUGACAGGAUUAUUGCUCAUAUAUCCUACAUCCAUUCUGCAUAUCCUGGAGUCCUCCAGUGGUACUUUAUACCAAAUUCUUUUAGAUUACCUGAGCCAUAAAAAGGAUGAAAUGGAAUUUUUUAUCCAAGGAAUGAAGAUUAUAGUCAUGUCCCACAAUAUCCCAACAAGGCUGUUUAUGCAGUGGCAUGUUUCAGUAGUAAAAGCGCCGGUCAUGUAUCUAGAUGAUGUGACACAGACACAGUCCCUAGAAGAGGUCAUGACAGAAUUUCUCAUCCAAACACACAAACUAGCACUUCACCUUUUUAAGACUGUGAAAUUGAGCCCUAAAGGACCAGGCGACAGUUUGCACCAAGCUGCACCUGAAUUACUCCUCCCAGAACAAAUAAUAAAGUACUUGUGCAACUCUGCAGAAUUAAUGGACCCAGAAGGUUUUAUAAACAUGUACAAUAAGCCCAUACAUGUCACAUUGGAUUCCGAGGUGGUAUGGCCCGCUCCUUCGCGUUUCUAGGAUGAAGAGAGAUGGUGUGGUCAAUGUGGUCAAAUCUCUUAAGGAAUGUAUGCUGCUUAAAUAAAAGGAAAAUAUGCCUAAAGUUCUCUCCUUAAAAAAGAAACAACAUGGAUAUCUACACAAAGAUGCAGUCAUGUGUUAGGAGCCAUGUAAGCCACAAACAUAAAAGAUUGAUGAGUUUCAAAGGGGGGACUGAAGCCAAGCAGAACCCUGAGAGACAGUCCCAAGGGAAAAUUGAAGGAUCACGAGACCAAACUAGGAACAAGUAGGAUAACCACCAUCACUGGGGGCAAAGGAAGCCACGAAGUGGUGCCAGAAAUCCUGCAGCAUCUUAUCUGAACUCAAGAUUAUAGAGAACCUCUCCUCCCCAUUUGCCUUUAAUAAUCUUACACCCUAAUCAGUCAGCAAGAUGGAUCUGAGAUCAAUCUGGGUCUCCCACCUUCUAGGCUGGUGCCUCUGUGAUUAAUAAACCUUUUUCUGCUCGAAACUUU
This is a messenger RNA of Odocoileus virginianus texanus, 1568 nucleotides long. Lineage: Eukaryota; Metazoa; Chordata; Mammalia; Artiodactyla; Cervidae. The record is from RefSeq and is a predicted model, not a curated record.